GUAACCGCGUAGCUGAAAUAUUAGAAAAGGCUGGUAACCAUACGUGGAGACACGUUCCCACAGAUUUAAAUCCAGCAGACCCAAUAUCUCGUGGUGUGGAUAUUGGUAACCUGCUUGGUCUGAAGUUGUGGUGGUCUGGUCCUGAAUUCUUGAAGAAUGAUCUGUCGGAGUGGCCUUCUCAGCCCAAGCAUGUCGGCCCUUUACCGGAGACACGUCCUGACGCUGAUGUAUCUUUGAAUGCAACUAUUUCUGAAGGAAAAGCAUUCGUUGAUUUUAGCCGCUUUUCAAAUCAUUCACGGCUUAUCCGUGCAGUGGCUUAUGCUUUGCGUUUUAUUAAACAUUGCAGGAAGCAAAUUUCUGAGACUGACUAUUUGACAGACGAAGAAUUACGUAAAGCAUCAAAUCUAUUAAUUUCAAAAUGUCAAGAGGAUUCUUUUCCUGAGUAUAAAUUACUAUUAAAUAAAGAGAGUUUGCCAAAAAAAAGUCCAUUGCUUAAAUUUAACGUUUUUAUUGGCGAUGACCACAUCAUGCGUGUUGGAGGUCGUCUUGAUAACUCAAAUUUUUCGUAUGAUAAAAAGCAUCCUAUAUUACUACAGUCCACUCAUUUGUUUACACAACUAUUAUUUACCUAUCAACACAAAAGGUUGAUGCAUGCCGGCCCACAGUUGUUACUGGCAUGCAUUAGGGAAACUUAUUGGCCAAUAGGAGGUCGUAACUUAGCGAAGGCCUGCUAUCACAAGUGUGUACUAUGUCAACGCAUGAAGGGUAAAGUAGUGACUCCUUUGAUGGGAAACUUACCUCAGCAGCGUCUCCUUCCAGGUGGUUUUCCUUUUGAAAGUGUGGGUGUUGAUUACGCCGGUCCCAUCAUGAGUGCAUCUCGUCAAGGUCGCGGGUGUAGGCUUGUUAAGGUGUAUAUCUGCAUCUUUGUCUGUUUCACUACCAAGGCAAUUCAUUUAGAGUUGGUAGGUGAUUUAACAAGUAAUACCUAUUUAUUAGCAAUGCGCAGGUUCAUUGCACGUAGGGGAAAGCCUCUCCAUAUAUUCUCUGACAACGGUACGUCGUUUGUUGGUGCGUGCAAUGAUAUUUCCGCCUUCCUAAAAAGCAAUUGCAAUUUUUUGAGCGAAAAUAUGGCCAAUGACAACAUAAAUUUCCAUUUUAUUCCGGCUUAUACGCCUCAUUUCGGUGGUCUUUGGGAGGCGGGUGUCAAGUCAACCAAGUAUCAUUUACGGAGAGUGUUGGGAAAUUGUAACCUAACUUACGAGGAACUUAACACCACCCUCACCCAGAUUGAAGCAAUUUUGAACUCCAGGCCGCUUACUCCACUAUCAUCAGAGCCUUCAGAUUGCACCCCACUGACGCCGGGACACCUGCUCAUCGGACGUGCCCUGACUUCCUUGCCGCAGCCAGACUAUCAGGAUCACUCCACUCCUCUUUUGACCCGCUUCAAACGCAUUGAGCAACUUCGCCAACACUUUUGGGAAAGAUGGAGCAAAGAGUAUGUCUCGGAGCUGCAGCAGCGUGUAAAAUGGCGUUCAUGCAAGGAUGGUCUGAGGCUGGACACCUUGGUCGUUGUAAAGGAGGAUAACCUUCCCCCCCUGAAGUGGAGAAUGGGGAGAGUCGUCGCCGUUCAUCCGGGCUCUGACGGAAUCGCUCGGGUUGCUGACAUAAGGACCAGCACUGGGGUCAUCAGACGGGCCUUCAGUAGGAUAUGUCCACUGCCAGUCGCACCUUCUUCUUGUUGAAAGCGAUCCUUUCAACGCCCGGGGAUAUGUUGAAGCGCCUGAAUUCACGCACCGAGCACAUACUAACAUAGGCUAAUUAGAUGAUUUAAUUGUAUUAGGUACUAACACUUCACUUGCGGUUCUAUUCAUUGCAAUACAGUUAUCAUAUCGUCA
This is a messenger RNA of Plutella xylostella (diamondback moth), 1895 nucleotides long. NCBI's taxonomy places the organism in Eukaryota, Metazoa, Arthropoda, Insecta, Lepidoptera, Plutellidae. The record is from RefSeq and is a predicted model, not a curated record.